Mesorhabditis spiculigera is the source of this 516-nucleotide messenger RNA. The record is from the annotation of a GenBank genome assembly. NCBI's taxonomy places the organism in Eukaryota, Metazoa, Nematoda, Chromadorea, Rhabditida, Rhabditidae.
AUGUUCCUACUUACGCUGCUAGCGAUUGAGGGGGCGGUUGGGAUGGAGAUAUGCGAAUAUUGGAAUCUGCAAAAUCGUCUUCAUGAACAUCCGGAAUGUAUGGAGGUUAUUCCGAAAGAAGCAUUGGCUUCACCCCACGAUCCAAUACCGUUAAAGGAAUUUACCCGAAAGUCGCAUCGUCCCGCAAAAAAAUUGGAACUUCGAGGUGCUUGUGUGGAAAAAGAGGUAUGGGCCUGUCGUGACUGUGAACCGACGUGUAAUAACCAAGCGCCGCUUUGCGAUCGGACGCAAUGCCUGAAGGGAUGUGUAUGCCGGAUGGGACUUGUCCGCGAUGCCCGUGGCCAAUGCUGUUAUCACGAAACUUCGCUCCUGGCUGCCGAUGGUGAACAACGUCUGGAAGGAGCUGAUGAAUCGGAGCUUUUUCUGAGCAGCUGUAUCGCGCUUCUACGGCACCCCGACGCUUUCCGUCGAAUUCAAGCAUUUUCAGCAACUCCAAACGAAGGAAUCGAAGCAAUC